GUCUCCAAACGUUGAACGGGAGCUUUGCCAAAUUUCUGAAAUCUUCACUACGGCUGGCCAUCAUCGUCACGACAGGCCACCUUCUCUCUUCAUUGCGAUAGGAAGAAGCCUGACACAACUCUCGCGAUGAGCUCCGCACCGACGACUCGUCUCUUGGCGAGAUCUCUCUUCCAGAAUGUCGCCCGCCCAUCCCCGAUAACACGAUGCUCCCCUGCAUUCCUCCGACCCUUCUCCCAGACCCCGACUCAGCGCGCCGACGAUGCGAAGAAAGGAGGCCAGGAGCUCCUCGCUGCCAUGUACGGCUCCCGCUCCACAACCUCAACACCCGCCUCGACGACGCCGGCAACCGGCUCGCCCAGCCACAACCAGACAAUGCUUCUCCAAUCCUUGAACAAGGCUGCCGGCAAGAAGUCGCCAGAAGACGGUCUCGCCUCAAGCGGCUCAGGUCUCGACGACCUCGUCCCCGAACAGGAGGACCUCUUGGAGCCAUACCACAUGCACAUCUACUCCCAUAAGCACAACACGCACGUGACGGUCACAAAGCCUGACCGCGGCGCCAUCAUCUCCCUGUCGACCGGCAACAUCGGCUUCAAGAAGUCCAAGAGGAAAGGAUAUGAUGCCGCUUACCAAUUGACGGCAUACGUUCUCGAGAGAUUAAACUACGCUGGAUGGCACAAGAAGAUCAACAAGCUCGAGAUCGUGCUCAGAGGAUUCGGUGUCGGACGUGACGCGGCAGUCAAGGUUCUCAUGGCUCCCGAGGGUAAGCUCUGGAGAAGCAAGGUCAUUCGGGUGGCGGAUUCGACGAGAUUGAAGUUUGGUGGAACGAGGAGCAAGAACCCGAGACGUGUUUAGAGAGGAGGUACGGCGUCUGGGGUUCGUGGGGGGAAGAGCAACACACAAUGCCUGUACACUACCUGUACAACUGUAUCAUAUCACAAGAGCAAAAG
This is a messenger RNA of Colletotrichum godetiae, 947 nucleotides long. RefSeq lists its product as uncharacterized. Gene Ontology annotation, cellular component: ribosome; mitochondrial small ribosomal subunit. The coding region runs from base 127 to 852 and encodes 241 amino acids. Gene Ontology annotation, biological process: mitochondrial translation. Gene Ontology annotation, molecular function: structural constituent of ribosome. Lineage: Eukaryota; Fungi; Ascomycota; Sordariomycetes; Glomerellales; Glomerellaceae. The transcript has a single exon. The record is from RefSeq and is a predicted model, not a curated record.